Serpula lacrymans var. lacrymans S7.9 is the source of this 705-nucleotide messenger RNA. RefSeq lists its product as uncharacterized. Lineage: Eukaryota; Fungi; Basidiomycota; Agaricomycetes; Boletales; Serpulaceae. The transcript is spliced from 6 exons. The coding region runs from base 1 to 705 and encodes 234 amino acids. The record is from RefSeq and is a predicted model, not a curated record.
AUGUUUGCAGGUCUCAUCCCCUUACCGUAUUGGUCACUACUCCCUAUUAUAGCCUAUACUACUCGCCUAGGACCACCUAAUGCGAGAUGUGUCGAUGCCAACCAGUCAGAGAUCACCAAUCUUCUACAACAAUUCAUCGCGUCGUUCCCGUAUGCUUCCAACUUCACUGACACCUACGAGAAAGGAACAGAGCCACUUUCUGGGUCAUAUCAGCUCUCCGGCACAUUAUGUGUACCGAAAACGGGCGAGAGGAAUGUAUCGCAUAUCCAGUUCCUUGUUCACGGUGUAGGGGUUGAUUCCAGAUACUGGGACUAUACUGCAGAUGACGAUGAGUACAGCUACGUCAGUGCUUCAGCUGACGCUGGCAUUGCUACUUUCCGGUACGACCGUCUCGGAACUGGACUUUCAGAAAAGCCCAAGGAUGCUUACAAUGUCGUACAAGCCGCGACGGACACAGCUAUCACUGUGAAGUUUGCCCAAAUGCUUCGCGACGGAUCCAUUGGUAUCAAGGGUCAAAAGUACAACAAGAUACUUGGAGUUGGCCACAGCUACGGUUCAAUCGUAAUGCAGGCUGUUACAUCUAAUGCACCAACGGCGCUGGACGGUGAUAUGUUAACCGGAUUUUCGGCCAAUGCGCAAGACUGCAAUUCCGGUCACGCUCACAUCACUGGCAUUCGGGAUCGCAUCAGUAGUUUCCCCCCAUAA